GGAGGGAGGGGCUUCUGCAGGUUCAGAGUAUAUAGAUGCCGAUCAGGUGAUGCACACAGACUCCCGGACACAGCAGGUAUUGCAGUAGCUGCACAGAGAGAACACAGCCAUACGGGGAUGUCAUCUUGCCAAGACAGCAACUCGCUCCCCCCACACUCCGCGGUGGGGUCUGCAGGGUUUUCCAGCCCGGGACUGGCGCUUGGAGAGGGGGAAUGUGAAAGAGCCAGGAUGGAAGGAUUUCGCCUGGACAGUCCCACAGGAGCGAGUGCUGGGCAGACAGAUUCCCAGAAGAGAAGGGGGCUGGCUGUGCGGUUCAGAGGGGUGGAGGUGGAGAUUCAGGGCAGGCAGAUUUUGAGAGACGUCGCUGGCGCUGUCCUGCCGGGAGAGCUGCUGGCACUGAUGGGGCCCAGCGGUGCUGGUAAAACCACCCUGCUCAGUGUCCUCACUGGGAGAAUACAAGCAAAGUCAGGGCAGGUCACCUUAGAUGACCGACCGCUGACCAAAAGCCUGAGAAGAAUGCUGUGCUAUGUCAUGCAGCAGGAUAUAUUUUUCCCCUAUCUGACUGUGAAAGAUACAUUAAUGUGCCAGGCUCAUCUAAGAUUGCCAGAUUCUGUUACUUUUGCAGAGAAAGAAAAAAUAAUUUCGGUAUUGGUGGAUGAGCUUGGCAUCAAGAAAUGUCUUAAUACCAUUAUUGGGAAUGACUUUGUGAGAGGUGUGUCUGGCGGGGAGAAGAAGAGAGUCAAUAUUGCGUGUGAAUUACUGACCGACCCUUCAGUCAUGAUACUAGACGAACCUACGUCUGGUUUGGACUCCAGUACAUCCCAUAGUCUCAUCACCUCUCUGAAACACUACGCAGUCAAGCACCGGAAAACCAUCAUCAGCUCCAUUCACCAGCCGUCCUCCCCGGUAUUCCACAUGUUUGAUAAACUGCUCCUCAUGUCUGACGGAGAGGUUGCGUAUUACGGACCUGCUUCCAGGAUUGUGGAUUUCUUCGCUGACCUAGGAAUGCCGUGCACACCGCUCUACAAUCCUGCUGAUUACAUGUUGGACAAAGUGAAAGAGUCUCCGGAGGUCAGGCAGGAUAUUGUGGACUAUUCAAAUAAAUUCCGUGUCAGCUCUGUUGAGUGCCCUCUGCUUUCUCAUGACAAAGCCGACAUGCAUCUGCAGUCGAUGGCGGGAGGGCUGUCUGAGGUUAAGGUCGUGGCCACAGAUCGGGAGGGAGCUGGGGCCGAGCUGCUCGAGGUGGAAAGUCCGCAGUGGGCCUCCUCUUUCUGGAUGCAGCUCCGCACGCUGACAGCUCGCAGUUUCAAACAGCAGCUGCCGCAGAUCCUGUCCCUCGUCAGUGUGAUAAAGACCUUGGUCAUGGCCGUCAUCCCCGGGCUCAUCUGGUUUCAAGUGCCCAGAGAGGAGGACCAGAUCCAAGCUCGCUGUGGAAUGCUGUUUUAUCUUGUCCUCUAUUGGUUCAUCGCACCCAUUUACAUCGCAUUACCAUCUUUUCCAGCAGAGCGUUCGAUAAUCAACAAGGAGCGCCUGGCUGGGUCGUACCGCCUGUUAGCUUAUUUCCUGGCCAAGUUGUUGAGUGAGCUGCCCCUGGUGAUCCCCCAGCUCCUGGUCCACGUCACCAUUUCCUUCUGGCUGACUGGACUCAACGGACCUGGAGCCUACUUCGCUGACAUGGGCAUCAUCACUCUGACCACCAUCACCUCACAGGCUCUAGGGUUGCUGAUCAGUGUUACAUUCCUGCGCAUAGACCAGGCCAUGGCUGUUGGCAUGUCGCUGAUGAUCCUUAUGAUUCUACUGGGUGGAUUUUACAUCCAGAAGCUCCCUUUUUGGCUGGUCUGGCUGCGGUACCUGGCUAUCAUCCUGUUCUCUUUCCACGCCACGGUCCAGCUCGAAUUUAGAGACAACGCCUCUUUCAGGUGUGCGAGCCAGUCCUUCUACCCACACUGUGCAGCAGCACAUCUGAACAACCCCAACGAGACGGCCUACAUCCCAGCCCAGGAGAUCCUGGAUCAGUUCAGCAUUCCUCUCCCCGUCUGGGGCAACAUCCUGGUCCUUGUGCUCUACAUCCUGGCUUUCCAAGUGGCCGCCUAUCUGAUGCUGAGAUUUGUACGAACGCCAGGCAAGUAAACGACCCCUGGAACACACGCACACGCGCACACACACGCACAGAGGGAUGAGCAGCAAACACAAACUCGGAGAACAUGGGACGCUGGAGAUCAACCGGAGCAGCCUGGAAACCACAUCGCCUGCACAAGCACAGGAGGAAAAGGAGCUGCUCUGCCGUCAUCAGAAGAAUGAAAUGGGAAGUGAAAUGCGCCAGCAACAGUGGACUAUUGAACUGAAUAGAGGGGAGGUGCGGGGUGCCCUACUGUGCACUUUGUAAAUAUGCCAUGUACAGUAUGGGAAUGUGUGUGUGUGUCAUUAUAUAUAUAUAU
This is a messenger RNA of Polyodon spathula (Mississippi paddlefish), 2438 nucleotides long. RefSeq names its product ABC transporter G family member 14-like. Gene Ontology annotation, cellular component: plasma membrane. The record is from RefSeq and is a predicted model, not a curated record. The transcript is spliced from 14 exons. Bases 118 to 2130 code for a protein of 670 amino acids. Gene Ontology annotation, molecular function: ABC-type transporter activity; ATP hydrolysis activity; ATP binding. NCBI's taxonomy places the organism in Eukaryota, Metazoa, Chordata, Actinopteri, Acipenseriformes, Polyodontidae.